Molecule: messenger RNA, 185 nt
Organism: Cinara cedri
Lineage: Eukaryota; Metazoa; Arthropoda; Insecta; Hemiptera; Aphididae
Source: the annotation of a GenBank genome assembly
UUGCGCCUGGCUCCAACGAAGUGGUCUAUUUAUCAAACAUGUCCGUCACCUCAAUAGAAGAAGAAUUCCAGUCUGUUCUUUUACGAGAUUGGCGCUCACACGAAUCUUUAACUAUGUUCAGACGGCCGCUUCCCAGAAGAUGUACAGCUGUCAGACGAUCCCGAAAUUUUACACCUACAAACUAG